AUGGCCAGCUCAGGAAGUGACAACGAGUUUGACGAACAGCUCACGCACUACGGUCACUCGUUUACGAUCCAGGGAUUACAAGAGGACCACGUUCCCGGACAUCUCCUUGGAAGAUUAAAUGCGAGAAUUCAAGGGUCAGGUCCUGGAACGUUCGCCAAUCUGGCCCACAUCCUCGAGGCUGCUGACCCGAACGGUCUUGAUGUGCUAUGUACUUCAGAUCCUGAAAAUAUGCAGCACAACAAAGCUACAGAGAAGCUCAUUCAGUUUGUACAAAGCAACUUCGACAAGAGCGCCUCUUCCGUCUGUUUCAUUGAGAGAGCGCUGAAGGCAUUAGCUGAUAAAGUCAUUGGCAAGCUGCCCUCUGGACCGGGCGAGAAGAAAAGGCGGAUAACCUGGGGAAAGAAUGAUAAAUCUCGCCCGAUCAGCAUCUACAUCUUGACAAGUGAGGUCUGGAACUCCCUGAAGGAGCUAGAGAAGGCACUUGUGGCGCAGAACGACCUAUUCGUCAACUCAUCACAGAGCUCCAGAGCCGUAACCUUCACAAGAGCCAGGUGGCUAUCCAGUUCAUCCGCUUUGGGAACCAUCCGACUGGGAUAA
Diaporthe citri is the source of this 597-nucleotide messenger RNA. RefSeq lists its product as uncharacterized. Bases 1 to 597 code for a protein of 198 amino acids. The record is from RefSeq and is a predicted model, not a curated record. NCBI's taxonomy places the organism in Eukaryota, Fungi, Ascomycota, Sordariomycetes, Diaporthales, Diaporthaceae. The transcript has 2 exons.